Phragmites australis (common reed) is the source of this 858-nucleotide messenger RNA. RefSeq names its product probable glutathione S-transferase. Lineage: Eukaryota; Viridiplantae; Streptophyta; Magnoliopsida; Poales; Poaceae. The transcript is spliced from 2 exons. The record is from RefSeq and is a predicted model, not a curated record. Gene Ontology annotation, molecular function: glutathione transferase activity. Gene Ontology annotation, biological process: glutathione metabolic process. Bases 52 to 741 code for a protein of 229 amino acids. Gene Ontology annotation, cellular component: cytoplasm.
UUAUAGUUUCGCCAAGGUAACAGCGAGAGCGAGCUAGGCAGCUAAAGGAUCAUGUCUCCACCGGUGAAGCUGAUCGGCUUUUUCGGCAGCCCAUACGCGCACCGCGCCGAGGCGGCCCUGUGCCUCAAGGGCGUGCCUUACGAGCUGAUCCUAGAAGACCUCCUGCGCAGCAAGAGCGAGCUGCUGCUCACGCACAACCCCGUCCACAAGAAGGUGCCCGUGCUCCUCCACGGCGACCGGGCCGUCUGCGAGUCCCUCGUCAUCGUCGAGUAUGUCGACGAGGCAUUCGACGGGCCGCCACUCCUGCCGACCGACCCCUACGACCGUGCCAUGGCUCGUUUCUGGGUUAACUUCAUUGAAAAUAAGUUCACCAAGCCGUUCUGGGCACCGCAUUGGAUAGAGGCCGGCGAGGCGCGGGAGGGGUUCGUGAAGGAGGCCAAAGAGUACCUGGCGCUUCUAGAGGCACAACUCGGGGGGAAGAGGUUCUUCGGUGGUGACACCGUCGGCUACCUCGACAUAGCUGCAUCUGCGUUAGCUCCCUGGCGCAGCGUGAUUGAGGAGGUGACUGGAGUGAGCUUGCUGAACGACGACGAGUACCCUGCGCUAUGCCGGUGGGCCAAGGAAUACAAUUCCAACGAAGCUUUGAAGCCGUGCCUGCCGGACAGAGACCAACUCCUCGCCUACUUCACUAAGAACAAGGAGAUGUACCAAAAUGGCGUCAAAGCAAUGUUGCAGCUGUAAUUAAUUAGGUGCAAGAAUACGUCUUUGCGCGUGGAUCGCAUAUGGCGUAUGCCAUCGUGCUAAGUAACCGUUGUGCAACCAUAUGUCCUUUUGUGCUAAGUAACCAUUGUGCAACUA